AUGUCGCGUCCGCUCACCCUCCACGUCUCCGCGCUCAACGACGCAGAGUAUGCUGCCUACACUGCGUCCCUCCACGACAUCGUCGAGCAGCCCCCGCCCGCCGUCGACUACGAUAAGCUCCAGCUCGGGGUCCGCGAAGCCAGGGCAUGGCUCCGCGGCCGCUACCCCGCCCUCACCCCCGCCUCCAUCGAUGCGAUCCUGCGCCUCUGGUCUCCGGAUCUGGCCCCCGCGGACACCAUGACCGCCGGCCAGUUUUUCGCCGCCCUCCGCCUUGUGUACCACGUCCUCGGAGGAAGGGAGAUGGACCCAGCGCUGGUUUUCAUGCAAGCACAUCCAAAGGACGUCACAUCGCGUUCUCCUUCACCACAUGGAACGCGAUCUAGGAUCCCUUCGGACAACAAUCCGUUUCACACCAAUGGUACUGUCUCUGCGAAACCCCCUCCGCCAUCGUUGCCUCCGAAGCCCACCAAUCCCUUCCUCAACCGACGAGUGUCGCAGGACGGACCACCACCGCAAUCCGCUCCUCCAGGUGCUUCUACUUUUCCCGGAAUGCGCCCAUCACUGGAUGGCAAAGUCCCGCCAUUACCUCCUCGGAAACCUCCCGUGCUCCCACCCCCUCGUCAUGCGUCUUUGAGCGCAAACGCCAUGAACAUGCCGCGGGAUCCUCCGCCGCCUGUACCGGCUUUCCCCCGCAGUGCUUCCUCCAACAACACAUCGAACACGUUGAUUCAGCAGUCGCUCCAAGCCACACGCAUCGCUCAGAGCUUGAAGAAGGCGGAGCAAAGGCUCGAGCAGGAGCGCGUGAUGGAGGUCCUCAAGAGCAGUGCUGUCCCUCCACGGCGUAUGCGGAGCACCUCCCCCACGAAGCUCACGAGCAGCUCCGCGUCCUCGACCACAAGCUCAACUCCGUCGCUCCAUGUCCGUAACACCACCGUCCCCUCUCUCCCCCCUCGACGCAACCUCAGUCCUCCCGCGUCUACCGUCGGUGCGGGGACCGUACACUCGUUCGAGCAGGUUGCCACCGCCUCCCUCACUCCGUUCAACAAGAAGCGUAUGACCCUUCCCCCCGGCUUACCCUCGCCAUUCCCUCCCGAGCCCCCAGCACGGCGCAGCUUUGCGUCCCCCACCGUAUCCCCAUCUCGUACCCCUCCCCGUUCGCUCGCCGACCUACCCAACGAACCUCCCCCACGGCAUCCCGAUCGCAAGCCGUCGACAUACGCCGCCUCAAGCGUGAGCGCCGAUGAAGGGCGUUUCAGCACAAUCUCUGGAAACGCACGCGUCGGCCGCUCCAAGUCGAUGCACCAGGCCAGUCCCCCACCGGUCCCUCCUCCCCCACGCCGGAAGCGCCCUGAGAGCGUGCAGAUCUCGCCCUCCGGAUCUCCGCUCGACGCGACCCACUCCCCCUUCGCGGACGUCGUGAGCCCGCGUCGGGAACCGAGCCCGGGCUCGCCCUCGCACCUCAUGCUGUCGCGCCACCUCUCGCUCACCUCGCACCGCUCGCGCGAGCGCGAGCAGCAGCGCGACGGCAAGGAGCGGGGGCGAGACCCGAGCGACAGCCCCCUGGGGAGCCUGCAGCGGACGUUCACCUCGCUCUCACUCCGCGCGCAGCCGGCGCUCGACACGGCGCGCUACAAGGCCGAAGGCGCGUUCUCGCGCCGUGGGUUCGUGCCCCACCACGGCGCGGGCGCGGGCCCGUUCCGCCGCGAGGGCGACGUCCGGCGCGGGCUCAUGGGCGACGCGGACGGCGUCGGCGACUGCGCGAGCCCGGGCCCGGACAACGACGACGCGGACAGCAGCGUCGACCAGGACUCGGUCGCCGACGGGCUCGACGGCCGCGCGCGGAACGGGGCGAUGGGGAUGUCGGUGGAGGAGCGCGCGCGGCGGUGGAGGGAGGGCGGGGUGGACGUCACGGUCGAGGAGGGGAGCGGCGGGCGGAGGAUGGUGCUGGAGAGGGACGAGCUCAAGUGGCCCGCAGGCGACGGGUGGCGGCCGCUGUGA
Messenger RNA from Epithele typhae, 1998 nucleotides. RefSeq lists its product as uncharacterized. Lineage: Eukaryota; Fungi; Basidiomycota; Agaricomycetes; Polyporales; Epitheliaceae. The record is from RefSeq and is a predicted model, not a curated record. The transcript is spliced from 3 exons. The coding region runs from base 1 to 1998 and encodes 665 amino acids.